AUGGAUGCCAUCCUUUUUAUGCACGAGAAGCCUAUGGUAGAGUUCCUACGAUCAAAUAUGGAGGAGAUUGUGAGUGCUAUCCACCGGAACAGUGUGGUGGUGAUUUGUGGCGAGACCGGAUCUGGGAAGACCACACAGGUUCCCCAGUUCAUCUUCGAAGACUACAUUCGGGGAGGCCAAGGCUCCAGAUGCAACAUCGUGGUCACCCAGCCAAGGAGGAUUGCAGCCAUCUCCAUGGCCAAGCGGGUGGCUCUCGAACGGGACGAAGAGCUGGGAGACACCGUCGGAUACCAAGUCCGCCUCACUAAGCAGCUGCUGACGAGCCGUGGCGGCAUACUCUUCUGUACAGUGGGUAUCCUGCUGCGGCACUUGCAGCAGAACGUUGGACUGCAAGGGGUGUCACACAUCAUUGUCGACGAGGUCCAUGAGCGUGAUGUGUGUACUGACUUCCUGCUCGUGCUCCUUCGAGAGGUGCUCUCCAUGAACAGCACACUGAAGGUCAUUCUGAUGAGCGCAACAAUCAACGCAGAAAAAUUUUCGGAGUACUUCGACGGUGCACCUGUCAUCAUGGUACCGGGCAAGACACACCCAGUCACACAGUACUUUCUGGACGACAUCAUUUCAGAAAACAUUGUGACUGCAGAAGCGUUGGAAAAGUGUGGUUCUGAUCCAGUCCGGAUCGUUCCCGAUGUUUUGACAUACAUCAUGGAGAUGAAGCCAGCCGGAGCAAUUCUUUGCUUCCUGCCCGGGUGGAACGAGAUCAACAAGGUGCGAGCAGAGCUCUGCAGGCGAGCUCCAUCGAAGUUCCACGACUGGAUUCUGCCGCUGCACUCGCGUCUGCGAUACCAGGACCAGCAGAAGAUCUUUGCAAAUCCUCCUGCAGAUGUGCGCAAAGUGAUUCUGGCCACCAACAUAGCCGAGACGUCCAUCACCGUCGACGACGUGGUGUACGUCGUGGACACUGGUCUUCAUAGAGAGCAGCGCUUCAACCCGUCUACGGGUGUGAGCCUGCUCGGCACGUUCCCCACAUCGAAGGCCAGUGUCCAGCAGCGAGCAGGCCGCGCGGGUCGUGUGCAGCCUGGGGAGUCGUACCACCUGUUCACGCAGGAUGAGUUCCUCACCUGGGACCAGUUCAAGCGUCCCGAAAUACAGACCACUGACCUAACAAGGGUGGUCCUUGACUCCAAACUGUUCUGCCCAUCGAUGUCCGUGGAGGACGUGCUGUCGUUCGCUCCAGACCCACCGGCUCCAGAGAUGAUCGCAAAGGCCAUCAAGGACCUUCAGGCCAUGGGCCUGAUGGAUGCGAAUGCGGAGCUCACAGACCUGGGACACCAUGUUGUACAUUUCACAACAGCACCACAGCUGGCCAAAGCUGUCAUGUUUGGUGCGCUGCUUGGGUGCCUGGACAGCGUGGUCUCCAUUGUUGUACUCCUGUCAGAAUCAUCUAACCUUUUUACCACCAGAAGCGUGGGUGGUGACCGUGGCAGUAGCCAGCAGAUAAAACGCGUCUAUGACCCGACUGGCAGAAGCGAUCACUCCGCGUUGUCACAAAUUUUUCAUCGCUGGAACCAGAUGAUGCGGGGAGCGGAGCAGCAGUCCUUCUGCCUGCGCAACGAGCUCAACCCCUUCUGCCUAGAGCUCGGCAAAGGCAUGGGUGACGAGCUUGUCAUUACUCUCAACCGAGUGCUGGCAAAUGGCGGAGAGGCCUCGUCCGAGCAGCCCGUCAGGAGGGAGUGGGGCCUAGGCCUCAACAGCCGCCUCCAUCACGAGGAGCUGGUAUUGGCAGCUUUGACGGCCGGGUUCUACCCCAACGUGCUUAGAGUGCUGCGGGGGAAGAUCAAGAAGAACCAGAUCAUCCGAAAAGGUGUCGAGUUUGCCUGCCUGGACCAGAAGCUGGCUGCAGUCUCGGAGGACUCCCUCCUGCACAGAGUGCCACCUGAGUAUGAGCACCCAUGGCUGGUUUACUACAGCGCCUUGCAGCCCUCCGAGUACCAGCAGACGACUGUGUACGACUGCAGCAUGGUCACGUCGCUCCACCUGCUGUUCUUUGCCGGCCUUGGGGUACACAUCAUGGAGGACUACGUCUUCGAUGCAAGUGCUAAGGCGCCUUCGAAAACCGAUCGGGGCUGCUUGCUCAUCGAUGAGCAACGACUGCUGGCCUUCCGGUGCUCCGAGCAAGAUGCAGACCUCAUCUGGCGUUGGCGCCGGAUGCUGGACUAUAUGAUUGAUCUGCAUCUUUCAAUGCAUCAGUCCGCCGAGCUUAGUUCCGAAGAGGCGUUCCUGCGGCGGGUACUCUGGCCGAAGAUUGUGGAUGCCACGUCCAGUCUCCUGUCUCACCUUUCGACGGGGAAGCCAUGACGGAGUUUGGAAAUGACAGCAAGGUGGUGCUUUGCCUGUCAGCUCAAUCAUCGUUGGACCAAGAUUUCAAAGCACUUGACGGCAUAACCACUGAACAUAUGGCGCAAGAAGUCUUCCAGAGUGCUGUAGACUGGGCACUG
Messenger RNA from Dermacentor silvarum, 2498 nucleotides. Its product is annotated as ATP-dependent RNA helicase DHX30-like. Gene Ontology annotation, cellular component: intracellular anatomical structure; nucleus; cytoplasm. The transcript has 13 exons. Gene Ontology annotation, molecular function: DNA helicase activity; G-quadruplex RNA binding; ATP binding. The record is from RefSeq and is a predicted model, not a curated record. NCBI's taxonomy places the organism in Eukaryota, Metazoa, Arthropoda, Arachnida, Ixodida, Ixodidae. Bases 1 to 2358 code for a protein of 785 amino acids.